Molecule: messenger RNA, 745 nt
Organism: Anguilla rostrata (American eel)
Lineage: Eukaryota; Metazoa; Chordata; Actinopteri; Anguilliformes; Anguillidae
Product: myelin-associated glycoprotein-like
Exons: 3
Coding region: 220-741 (173 amino acids)
Source: RefSeq, a predicted model, not a curated record
UUUUUCAUAAACUGUUGAUUUUUCAUUAGCAAUAGGAAAGCUUGCUGCAUUGAGUUUUAAAGGACAAAUAUUUUUAUUUCAUAUCCUCCUAAGAACACCUCAGUGUCAGUCAGCCCCUCUGGUUCAGUGUUAGAGGGCAGCUCUGUGACUCUGACCUGCAGCAGUAAUGCCAACCCAGCAGUGCAGAACUACACCUGGUAUAAAGUGAAUGGGACAGAGAUGCACACUGUAGGAACUGCACAGAAUCUCACCUUCAAUGUGACUGAGUUCAGUGGCAGUGAACAGUACUACUGUGAAGCACAGAAUGAACAUGGCAAGGAGAACUCAACAACUGUACAGCUGAAUGUGAUAUACAUGCCUCAGAUCUCUGGCUCUGGGAGCUGCAGCAGAACUGCAGCAGAGAUCAGCUGCUCCUGUGAGAGCCGUGGGAAUCCCUCUCCCAGCAUGGAGUGGCGUGUGUCUGGACUGCGGGUCACUAACUCUACUGAGAGAGUCAUCAGGGAGGAGCAGCUGGGGAACACAGGCCUGAGGAGCUCCCUCACCAUGCGCCAAUCACAGGGAGACACGCCCACUCUCCUCUGCAUCAGCACCAACACUCUCGGCAACUCCAGCCUCCAGCUCCACCUCCCGUCUCCACAGCAACACUCAGGUUUUGGCAUUACCUCACUGCUGAUUGGUGCAGGUGCCAGUGCUGGUGCCAUGAUGAUGAUAUGCUUCAUAAUGCAGCUCAUUCUAAAGUAAGAGA